AUGACCCCAAACAGCACUUCUACUUCUGCUUCAGAAGAAACGGAAGUGGACCAGCCGCUCUUUGACACCGACUACGACCUGGAGCGAGACCUAAAGACUGGGGAGCGCAUUAUCACCGAAGAGGCGGCGGCACUAGCCGUUCAGCGCAUCGGCCUCGCCGAGACCGCCUACACGCCAAUACCGUACAAGCAGUACUUUGUCUGGCACAAACUCAUUUUUGUCAGCUGGGGGAUGAUUUUCUAUAAUAUACUGGUUGGCGUGUUCUCUAUAACAGUGGGCAUUCAGGUGGGCGCUCAUCGCUUGUGGGCGCAUCGUUCUUUUAAAGCUCGCUUCAGUCUGCGCGUCCUCCUCAUGUGCUUCAACACGAUGGCCCUGCAGACGAGCAUUUUUGAGUGGAGCAGAGAUCACCGGGGCCACCACAAAUGGUCCGACUCUGAUGCCGACCCCUACAAUGCCAAUCGGGGCUUCUUUUUCAGCCAUGUCGGCUGGGUUGCCCUGAACAAGCACCCCGAGGUGAUUCGCAAGGGCAAGACCAUUGACAUGAGCGACCUGCUCGCCGAUCCGGUGGUGAUGUUCCAGAAACGGCACUACUACCCGCUGGUCUUCGUCUUCUGGUUCCUCCUUCCCACAGUCAUUCCCGUGUACUUCUGGGGCGAGCCCAUUUGGAGGACUAUUCUCUUGGUGGUCAUUUUUCGUCAUGUGUACACACUGAACACAACCUGGCUGGUGAACAGCUGGGCGCACAUGUACGGCUGGCGACCGUAUGAUCGUCGAAUUGCCCCAGUCGAAGCCUCUAUUCGUCACCUGCUGAUGGGCGAGGGUUUUCACAACUUCCAUCACGCCUUUCCUUGGGACUACUCGGCCAGUGAACUGGGACCGUUGGACGUCUUCAACCCUGCCACUGCCUUCAUCGACCUCUUCGCCAAAAUGGGCCUCGCUUAUGAUCUGAAGAAGGCGAACACCAGUCUGGUGGAACGGAAGCUGGCUGCUCUUGGCGAUCGGGCAGUGACCAAAGACGGCAAGGGCAGCUACUACAAAAGUCGGGUGGAUAUGUUGACCGAGUGGGUCGGAGUACCUGAUCCAGCCCUGCCCAAGCUCAACUUCACCAUCGAGCUGUCUGCUCUAAAGGUGCGCUCAAAAACGCUGCAUGAUCAGACGACUGCCCUCUCCAAUGACCUGAUCCAGGGCGGCUACCGUCAUCUGGUAGACGGGCUAAUCACCCAGCUGGGCAUUCUCUGGAACCUCAACUACGACCUGGAGCAUUCGACCGGCCAACUGAGCAUCACCGAAUGGAAUAUCCUCUCAGCGGCAAUGACCCACCGAGAGGACCGAGUCAAGGAGGAGCUGGCCAUU
Rhagoletis zephyria (snowberry fruit fly) is the source of this 1353-nucleotide messenger RNA. The record is from RefSeq and is a predicted model, not a curated record. NCBI's taxonomy places the organism in Eukaryota, Metazoa, Arthropoda, Insecta, Diptera, Tephritidae.